CGGAGGUGCAGUGUAUAUGGUUUCUAUACAGCAGGUGCUUUGUCCACAUAUAGUCAGACGGUGAAUAACAGCAGCAUACAAUUGCUGUACAGAUACAUUAUCAAUGAUCUGCCGGGUAUCUCUCAAGUCCAUGCAGCUCUCCAGCCUUUCCACUUUCCUCUGCCGGCCUCUAUCGACAUGGCCAGCUAGGCUGCCAGUGUCACGGCGAGCUAUGCUCUACGUACCUGGGUCCAAUCCUCGCAUGUUGGAGAAGUCUCUAUCCAGUCCAGCAGACUCGGUUGCCUACGAUUUGGAAGAUUCUGUGAGCCCAGGUAAGAAAGCAGAUGCUAGACGUUUGGUCACAGAAUUGCUGGAUGGUGAAAGAAGGCCAAAGGGAGAGGUUGUAGCACGAAUCAAUGCCAUAGGCACCGGCUAUGAAGAUGAUGAUCUGAACUACGUUCUACGUACAAGGCACGUCCAAGCAAUUGCACUGCCCAAGACCAACUCGCCUGAACAUAUCGAAUAUGUGAUCUCUCGCAUUAACGCCCUUGCCCCUAUGCAUAAGCAAUCAGGUCAACCAGAAGCAAUCAAAAUUAUUGCCAUGAUUGAGAAUGCGCAGGCCAUGGUAGCUAUCGAAGCCAUUGCUGCUAGCGGGAAAGGGCAUCUUGAUGCUUUGCUGUUUGCAGCAGAAGACUACUGUGCCGAUUUGGGUUUGACUCGUACCUCAAGUAGGCAAGAGUUGCUGUACCCUCGAUCAAGACUAGUUACAACAGCCAAAGCAUUUGGUCUUCAAGCUAUUGAUUUGGUUUGCGUUAACUACAAGGAUAAGGAAGUUUUGAGGGAGGAGUCCGAAGAAGGAAGGAGGCUGGGUUUCGAUGGCAAACAAGCUAUCCAUCCUGAGCAGAUUGAUAUAAUCCAUAGCUCAUUUGCGCCAAACGAAAUAGACAUCUUGAAAGCAGCAAGAAUCAAGUUUUCUUUUGAGCACCACGAUCAGCUCGGCAAAGGGGCGUACACCCUCGACGGUGUCAUGAUCGAUGCGCCUGUGUACAAACAAGCCAGCAAAGUUUUAGCCAAAGCUGAAGCUGCGGGGCUCGAGAUUCCGAAAGUGACACUGAGUGACAUUCAAUGAGUAUAUGGUAUAGAUACGUAGGAAUACAGUACGAUUCUACUCUUCAGUCGGGAGUUUCAAUUAAGACCAUUGAAUUAUAGUAUUGUUAUAUAUAGUUGUCUUUAUAGACGGUAUUAAUAGCGGACGGUAAAUCUGCAUUUCGAUCGCACU
Cryptococcus deneoformans JEC21 is the source of this 1258-nucleotide messenger RNA. RefSeq lists its product as hypothetical. Gene Ontology annotation, molecular function: magnesium ion binding; catalytic activity. Gene Ontology annotation, biological process: oxaloacetate metabolic process. Lineage: Eukaryota; Fungi; Basidiomycota; Tremellomycetes; Tremellales; Cryptococcaceae. The transcript is spliced from 8 exons. The record is from RefSeq and is a predicted model, not a curated record. Bases 104 to 1108 code for a protein of 334 amino acids.